Molecule: messenger RNA, 1547 nt
Organism: Saimiri boliviensis boliviensis (Bolivian squirrel monkey)
Lineage: Eukaryota; Metazoa; Chordata; Mammalia; Primates; Cebidae
Gene: TSG101
Product: tumor susceptibility 101
Biological process (GO): protein transport; protein modification process; endosome to lysosome transport
Cellular component (GO): ESCRT I complex
Molecular function (GO): ubiquitin binding
Source: RefSeq, a predicted model, not a curated record
GAAACGGAAGUGCUGUCGUGGUACCGACUUCCUGUUGUUUGAGGCUGGGUGGGGGUGUGCGCUUGUGUGGGGUGGCUUGGGGCAACCCAGCAGCGGCUGACCCUUUGCCUGCGGGGACUAGAGUCGCGAGGCGGCCGUCAUGGCGGUGUCGGAGAGCCAGCUCAAGAAGAUGGUGUCCAAGUACAAAUACAGAGACCUAACUGUACGUGAAACUGUCAAUGUUAUUACUCUAUACAAAGAUCUCAAACCUGUUUUGGAUUCAUAUGUUUUUAACGAUGGCAGUUCCCGGGAACUAAUGAACCUCACUGGAACAAUUCCUGUGCCUUAUAGAGGUAAUACAUACAAUAUUCCAAUAUGCCUAUGGCUACUGGACACAUACCCGUAUAAUCCCCCUAUCUGUUUUGUUAAGCCUACUAGUUCAAUGACUAUUAAAACAGGGAAGCAUGUUGAUGCAAAUGGGAAGAUAUAUCUUCCUUAUCUACAUGAAUGGAAACAUCCACAGUCAGACUUGUUGGGGCUUAUUCAGGUCAUGAUUGUGGUAUUUGGAGAUGAACCGCCAGUCUUCUCUCGUCCUAUUUCGACAUCCUAUCCACCAUACCAGGCAACAGGGCCACCAAAUACUUCCUACAUGCCAGGCGUGCCAGGUGGAAUCUCUUCAUACCCAUCUGGAUACCCUCCCAAUCCCAGUGGUUACCCAGGCUGUCCUUACCCACCUGGUGGUCCAUAUCCUGCCACAACAAGUUCCCAAUACCCUUCCCAGCCUCCUGUGACCACUGUUGGUCCCAGUAGGGACGGCACAAUCAGCGAGGACACCAUUCGAGCCUCUCUCAUCUCAGCGGUCAGUGACAAACUGAGAUGGCGGAUGAAGGAGGAAAUGGAUCGUGCCCAGGCAGAGCUGAAUGCCCUGAAACGAACAGAGGAAGACCUGAAAAAGGGUCACCAGAAACUGGAAGAGAUGGUUACUCGUUUAGAUCAAGAAGUAGCUGAGGUUGAUAAAAACAUAGAACUUUUGAAAAAGAAGGAUGAAGAACUCAGUUCUGCUCUGGAGAAAAUGGAAAAUCAGUCUGAAAACAAUGAUAUUGAUGAAGUUAUCAUUCCCACAGCUCCCUUAUACAAACAGAUCCUGAAUCUGUAUGCAGAGGAAAAUGCUAUUGAAGACACUAUCUUUUACUUGGGAGAAGCUUUGAGGAGGGGAGUGAUAGACCUGGAUGUCUUCCUGAAGCAUGUACGUCUUCUGUCCCGUAAGCAGUUCCAGCUGAGGGCAUUAAUGCAAAAAGCAAGAAAGACUGCCGGUCUCAGUGACCUCUACUGACUUCUCCGAUACCAGCUGGAGGUUGAGCUCUUCUUACUUUCUUCUCUUCCUUUCUCUUAUCAGUAGGUGCCCAGAAUAAGUUAUUGCAGUUUAUCAUUCAAGUGUAAAAUAUUUUGAAUCAAUAAUAUAUUUUCUGUUUUCUUUGGUAAAGACUGGCUUUUAUUAAUGCACUUUCUAUCCUCUGUAAACUUUUUGUGCUGAGUGUUGGGACUGCUAAAUAAAAUUUGUUGCAUAA